This is a messenger RNA of Dioscorea cayenensis subsp. rotundata (Guinea yam), 2442 nucleotides long. Its product is annotated as protein NSP-INTERACTING KINASE 1-like. Lineage: Eukaryota; Viridiplantae; Streptophyta; Magnoliopsida; Dioscoreales; Dioscoreaceae. Gene Ontology annotation, molecular function: ATP binding; protein kinase activity; protein binding. Bases 388 to 2307 code for a protein of 639 amino acids. The transcript has 11 exons. Gene Ontology annotation, biological process: protein phosphorylation. The record is from RefSeq and is a predicted model, not a curated record.
AGUAUCACGCGUGAGUUAUGCAUUUCCAUCUUGGCACCAAACCAAACAUCUCUUUUUUAUUUUGAAGAGUGCAUGUCUCAUAUUUGAGACAAUGUUGUUUGUGAGCAACAAAUCUUUAUUCCACUUGAACAAGCCUCUGUUUCAGUCACUUUGCAGUUUCUUGCACUCAUUUCUUCUUCCUGCCAUGUGAAUCAAGUGACAGGCAUGUUGGUCCCUCACUCUCUCUUUUUCCUCCUUUAACCUGCUUUCAGAACUCCAAGGACUCUGGCCCCUGUCAUGGACCCUUGACAUCAGAGUGAGGCAUGGCAAGGCUGCUUGUCACUUUGUGAGCAGCACUACAAGUAGUGACAGCUAAGAAGAAGAAGAAGAAGGCAAUAUAGCCCAUCAAUGAUUUUUCCAUCUUUCCUUGUGACAAUCUCUCCAACAAUGGCUAAUGAGAAUGGGAAAGCUGGGAUCUUUCUCUUCUUGCUGUUGCUGUUUUGGUUUUAUGGUUUUGGUUCUUGUCUUCUCUCCCCUAAAGGAGUUAACUUUGAAGUGCAAGCUUUGAUGGGGAUUAAAGCUUCUCUCAAGGACCCCCAUGGUGUUCUUGAUAAUUGGGAUCAGGACUCUGUUGAUCCUUGUAGCUGGACUAUGGUUACAUGCUCAGCUGAAAACCUGGUUAUUGGACUAGGAACUCCAAGCCAGAGUUUGUCUGGAACACUCUCUUCAAGUGUAGGAAACUUGACAAACCUUGAGAUUUUGCUCCUGCAGAACAAUAAUAUAUCAGGACAAGUGCCCUCAGAGCUAGGCAAGCUUUCAAAGCUUCACACACUUGACCUUUCAAACAACUAUUUCACUGGUGAAAUCCCCACUUCCCUAGGGAAACUGAAGAGCCUUGAAUACUUGAGGCUGAGCAAUAAUAGCUUGUCUGGAACUAUUCCUUCGUCCCUGGCUAAUAUCACUCAGCUUGCAUUUCUGGAUUUGGCCUAUAAUAAUCUUAGCGGUGUUUUACCCAAGUUUCCAGUAAAGACAUUCAAUAUUGUUGGAAACCCUUUGCUAUGUAAAACAGGUCAAGAACAAGGGUGCUAUGGAACAGUGCCAAUGCCUAUUUCUUUUGAUGUGAAUGUUAAGCCAGGCUCUCCUCCUCAUAGAAGAUCUAAAGGCCACAAAGUUGCUAUUGCAUUUGGUGCCAGCAUUGGCUGUGUCUCUCUUCUCAUCCUCGCCUUCUGCUUGUUUCUAUGGUGGAGACAAAAGCAUAACCAACAGAUUUUUCUUGAUGUAAAUGACCAACAUAACAGCGAAGUUUGUCUUGGAAACCUGAAGAGAUUUCACUUCAGGGAGCUGCAGAUAGCCACAGAUAACUUCAGCAGCAAAAACAUUCUAGGAAAAGGCGGCUUUGGAAAUGUCUACAGAGGUCAUCUCCAAGAUGGAACUAUGGUGGCAGUAAAACGACUCAAGGAUGGCAAUGCUGCAGGUGGAGAAAUUCAGUUUCAGACUGAAGUCGAAAUGAUUAGCUUAGCAGUACACCGAAACCUCCUGAGAUUACUGGGUGUGUGUGUCACUGCAACUGAGAGGCUUCUCGUCUAUCCCUACAUGUCUAACGGAAGUGUUGCUUCCCGACUCAAAGGAAAGCCACCACUGGAUUGGAACAUGAGGAAGAGAAUAGCACUUGGUGCAGGAAGGGGUUUACUAUAUCUCCAUGAGCAAUGUGAUCCAAAGAUAAUUCAUAGAGAUGUAAAGGCUGCAAAUAUAUUACUAGAUGAUUAUUGUGAAGCAAUAGUAGGAGAUUUUGGACUGGCCAAACUCCUCGAUCACAAGGACUCUCAUGUGACCACUGCUGUGAGAGGCACCGUCGGCCAUAUAGCCCCGGAGUAUCUCUCAACCGGACAGUCUUCUGAGAAAACCGAUGUCUUUGGUUUUGGUAUUCUCCUUCUUGAACUGAUUACUGGUCAGGGAGCACUUGAUUUUGGCAAGGCAGCAAAUCAAAAAGGAGCAAUGCUUGACUGGGUGAAAAAGAUACACCAAGAGAAGAAGCUUGACAUGCUGGUAGACAAGGAUUUAAGGAAUGGAUAUGAUCGAAUUGAGCUUGAAGAAAUGGUUCAGGUUGCACUAUUGUGCACACAAUACUUCCCGGCCCAUAGACCGAAAAUGUCUGAAGUGAUCAGGAUGCUUGAAGGUGAUGGACUUGCAGAGAGAUGGGAAGCAUCUCAAAGAGUUGAGGCACACAAGUUCAAAAUGUCGGACUUCUCUUCAUCGGAAAGAUACUCUGAUCUCACCGAUGAUUCAUCGUUGCUUGUUAAUGCAAUGGAGCUCUCUGGACCAAGGUGACAACAGGUAAAGAACACAGUAAUGAGACAGACAAGAAGAGCUUGUAUAGUUAAAAAGUUUCUGCAGAAUUUGCAAGGGAAGCUCUGAAGUUGUAUAGUGAAGUCUUUUUGUUGGUUCAAAAUGUUUCUUUUUUAA